Gavia stellata (red-throated loon) is the source of this 654-nucleotide messenger RNA. It is a transcript of the gene DUSP29, whose product is annotated as dual specificity phosphatase 29. The transcript is spliced from 3 exons. Bases 1 to 654 code for a protein of 217 amino acids. NCBI's taxonomy places the organism in Eukaryota, Metazoa, Chordata, Aves, Gaviiformes, Gaviidae. Gene Ontology annotation, biological process: negative regulation of MAPK cascade; protein dephosphorylation. The record is from RefSeq and is a predicted model, not a curated record. Gene Ontology annotation, molecular function: protein tyrosine/serine/threonine phosphatase activity; MAP kinase phosphatase activity. Gene Ontology annotation, cellular component: cytoplasm.
AUGGACAAGAUGUCAUCAGCAGGUUUGAACGCUGGGAGGAAAAAUGCAUACACAGCAAUCAAAGUAGAUCCUGAUGAGGAUUACUGUACCCCAGGUGCAUUUGAAUUGGAGCGACUCUUCUGGAAAGGAUGUCCGAAGUACACUCAUGUCAAUGAAGUUUGGCCCAACCUUUACAUAGGAGAUGAGAAAACUGCGUUAGAUCGCUACAGCCUUCAGAAGGCAGGCUUCACCCACAUCCUCAAUGCAGCCCAUGGUCAGCGGAAUGUGGACACAGGACCAGAAUAUUACCACGACAUGACUGUGGAGUACCAUGGAGUGGAAGCAGACGAUCUCCCCACUUUCAAGCUCAGCCAGUUCUUUUAUUCCGCUUCUAAAUUCAUUGAUAAUGCGCUUCAGGAUGAAAGAAACAAGGUUUUGGUUCACUGUGCUAUGGGUCGCAGCCGGUCAGCCACAUUGGUCUUGGCUUACCUGAUGAUUUACAAGAACAUGACAGUGGUGGAUGCCAUUGAGCAAGUAUCAAGACACCGAUGCAUCCUGCCAAACCGGGGCUUCUUGAAGCAGCUGAGAGAACUGGACAUAGCGUUGGCGCUGCAGAGGAGGAACACCAAAAACAGCCUACCAUCUGAUGAUGACGAGAACAGCACCAUGAUCUAG